AUGUGCGCGCCCGCACCACGACCUAGCUACCUGCUUUCUUUGCCCAAUUUUCUUUGUUUCUUUCUCCGGAUCUACGCAAGUGGUAAUGGGGACACUGGGGCUUCUUGGCUGUUUCAGGGCUUCGUGGCCAAGCCGGAGACCCUGCCGGAUGGGUCCGUCAAUCUGAUGCUCUGGCGGUGCGUCAUCCCCGGCAAGCCAGGGACUGACUGGGAAGGUGGAUAUUACCCGCUCACUAUGCAAUUUGAUGAUAAUUACCCAACUACCGCUCCUAGCUGCAGGUUCCCAGCAGGUUUCUUCCAUAUCAAUGUCUACGAUUCUGGAGCAGUAUGCCUAUCGAUCCUGGGUGGUGCAUGGAAACCUUCAAUUACAGUGAAGCAGGUUUUGGUGGGCAUCCAGGAGUUGCUUGAUGACCCAAAUCCUGACUCAUCCGCACAGCAUCGAUGCUACGAACUCUAUAAAAAGAACAUGCCAGAGUACAAGAACAAGGUCCGUGAGCAGGCCAAGCGCUACCCUUCGCGCAUGUAG
Molecule: messenger RNA, 525 nt
Organism: Triticum turgidum subsp. durum (durum wheat)
Lineage: Eukaryota; Viridiplantae; Streptophyta; Magnoliopsida; Poales; Poaceae
Source: the annotation of a GenBank genome assembly